UUCCCGCCCUUUGCCAAGCGCCUCUGCCAACUCAGUGGACAAGACACCAAGUCAUUUUCCACUCCACUGUUUGUUUUCAAGUCACCCCAGCUAUUUCUUCUUUUUCAAGUGUCUGUUGAGCCUCACUCUGACUCUCCAAGUCUCGCGGGAUAAAAGGAAAUAAAGGGGAAUAAAGAGAGAAGAAGAAAAAAAAUUAAGCACAAACAGGAGCCGCCUAUAUGAAGAUGCUGAUGUGUGACCGCGGCGUCCAGAUGCUCGUGACGACGGUGGGCGCGUUCGCCGCCUUCAGCCUCAUGACAAUCGCCGUAGGUACCGACUACUGGCUGUACUCGCGCGGGGUCUGCCGCGUGAAGAGCAGCGGCGACAACGACACGAGCCGCAAGAACGAGGAGGUGAUGACGCACUCCGGCCUCUGGCGGACCUGCUGUCUGGAAGGGACGUUCAGAGGUGUUUGCAAGAAGAUUGACCACUUUCCAGAGGACGCCGAUUAUGAAGCAGAUGCUGCCGAAUACCUCCUCCGUGCAGUACGUGCCUCCAGUAUCUUCCCCAUCAUGAGUGUGGGUCUGCUGUUCCUGGGCGGCCUCUGUGUGGCCGCCAGCGAGUUUUACCGAAGCCGACACAACGUCAUCCUCAGCGCCGGAAUCUUCUUCGUUUCUGCUGGCCUCAGUAACAUCAUCGGCAUAAUCGUCUACAUCUCGGCCAACUCGGGCGACCCGGGCCAGAGUGACAGCAAGAAGUCCUACUCCUACGGCUGGUCCUUCUACUUCGGCGCCCUCUCCUUCAUCAUGGCCGAGAUGGUGGGCGUGCUGGCCGUGCACAUGUUCAUCGAGAAGCACCGCAAGCAGCGAGCCAAGUCCCGCACCGAGCUGAUCAAGAAGUCCGCCUUCAGCCGCAUCCCGUCCUACCGCUACCGCUUCCGGCGCCGCUCCAGCGUGCGCUCGUCCGAGGCCCCCAGCCGCGACGCCUCCCCGCUGGGGAAAGGCGGCUACACAGGGCCCGCCGCCUCCGAGAUGCCUAUGUACACGCUGAACCCGCGCGAGGCAGGCAACGCCGGCACCAAGUCGGGCGGCGGCGGGAUGGGCGGGCUGCUCAACUCGGAGAGGGAGUUCCUCCAGAGCAGCACGCUCACCAAGGACUACAGCAAGGACCCCAACCGCAGGACCACACCCGUCUGAGAGGUGCUGGCCGCAGAUAUCGCCCGAUCAGAGCGUUAA
Myripristis murdjan (pinecone soldierfish) is the source of this 1214-nucleotide messenger RNA. RefSeq names its product calcium channel, voltage-dependent, gamma subunit 3b (gene cacng3b). Gene Ontology annotation, cellular component: AMPA glutamate receptor complex; postsynaptic density membrane. Gene Ontology annotation, molecular function: voltage-gated calcium channel activity; channel regulator activity. Bases 219 to 1175 code for a protein of 318 amino acids. NCBI's taxonomy places the organism in Eukaryota, Metazoa, Chordata, Actinopteri, Holocentriformes, Holocentridae. The record is from RefSeq and is a predicted model, not a curated record. Gene Ontology annotation, biological process: transmission of nerve impulse; calcium ion transport; neurotransmitter receptor transport, postsynaptic endosome to lysosome. The transcript has 4 exons.